CUUAUUACACCUUUUAGUCUUUAAUUCCGACGCCUCCUCGAGACAACCAGUAUACCUUAACUAUACGUAGGUCGGUAGCAAAGAAGAUGCCAAGUACUAGUUCUCAAAAAAGAACCCAGUUUUCUAGUUGCGAUGCUUGCCGUCGCUCACGAGUUGCUUGCGACGCCUCAAAACAGGGUUAUCAACCCGGUAAAGUAAAUUGGGCGGGCUCAUGUUCGAGAUGCGCUCUUAGAAGACGACCAUGUACAUUUGAGUGGAUUAAUGCUGCGAAGAGGAAACCUUUAAACCUAUAUAGAGAAGCGCCAUCUCACUCUUCUUCAACUGAAACGGAUCCUGCCAUUACCCAAGAUACCCAGGGUGGUACUAAUGCCAGUUUCUAUGAUCAAUAUGACACGGACCACAUCACGCCACUGGAUGAGCCAAGCGCAGACUUAAUUGAACCCCUCGGUCCACAAGCAGAGUCGGUAGACAUCUUGCUAACAUCUUGGUGUGACCAAAUCUUUCUCAAUGGGUUUGAACCCCUUUUCGGUCUCAUAGCUGGUAGAAAUGGCUGUCCAUUCGUGAAUAAUCCGACGAGUGAAGUUUGUAUUCCUCCGACAGAGCUUUUUAGGAAGCUCGACGCCGACACGGACGACGCGCCUGAUCGCCAAAAUCCCAAUUCCGGGCUUGAGGCACAGGGACAGCAGCAGGAAAAGGACUUUCAAAUCGAUCAGUCCCUGAAACAGGCGAUUCGGUCUUUUACAGCACAUUGGCUCCCGCUGGUAUCAAGUAAAAAUCACUUUACCACGAGCCAAAUCGAAGAAUUCACCAAGGAAAGUUGGCGCAUAGCAAGAAAAGAUAUGCUCAAAGUUGUCAACCGCAUAUCUUAUCGGUCUGCUCUCGCGUUGUAUCUUUUUGCUCAGACUCCUAUACCUGUCGGAAUCUCUGAUGAUGAAGAGCUAGACGGUAUCAGCGGAUUAGUAUGUAUCCAAACCGCUCUACUACAGAUACAGAGGCUCAGGGGACGACAACGAAGCCAUCAAUUCCAUGUGUCAGAGGUGUCAGCUUGGGCUGAUAUAUUAGCUGGCUCGUCUAAUCUCACUUUUACAGAAGCAUACCUGGACUUUGAGAGCCGGGCUUAUUGGACAGCAGUGGUUUGGGACACAUCAAACUCCUUAACCUUGAAUCUUAGAACAUCGUUAACAUCCGGACUAAAUGGAGCAUGUUCAGAGCCUGCGUGGCGCCUAGUCAGGACGUUCCUACUGGGGUCUUUCAAUACCAGAACGGAUCACUGGCGUAGCAGUAGCUUUGAUAUAUCCGACGAGAUAGCUUCUCAGAUUAUAGCUGCGGCUGAUAUUGGUAUGCUAUAUAUCUGGAAGAAUAUCACAUCAUUAAAGGAAGCACUGAGAGAAGGUGUAGAAGAGGAAAAAGUUUCAUUUGUAUGGAAUGCACUUAUAGAAGCUUCUAACAUCUUCAAAACUUCAAUUCGCCCCUUACUCAAUAGCCUUGAGAGGCAGCUUCACUUCUUGAGCCAACUGAGCCGACUGGCCUGGUAUGAGGUCAAUCUACAGUAUAACUUGGGUAUAUUGAUACUCUGCGAUUCGCUUGUUUUGGCGGAUCGAUUAGAUCUCUUGUCACAAAUAACUGAACUGAGACGGGAUGCCGAACACGAAUCUUUCAACAAUCUUAAGUUUGGCUUACAGAACACCUAUACCAUAUCCCGAUAUAGCGAUGAAUCGGACAAGGCAAGCCCUGGUAGGGGUAACUUCCCCGAAGAUCAAAUAAUAGUGUCGCUCAUAGCUCUUGAUCCGUACCCUAAUCGCGUUAUCGACUCUGCGCUGCUGAUGAGCAAAGUCAUCAGCAGUGAGUACCGACAAGGCAAGAUUAAGCAUGAAAACUAUUCCUAUCUUUCGUCAAUAUUGUCCCAAACUUUAGACGAGUUACCUCUGAAUGCCAAGAUUGUUCAAGCUGCUAGGGAGAAUUUGAAACAGUCAUUUCACAAGAUUGAUGAAGCAGCUGAGGCGUAACAUAGUCAUAUUAUCAUACACAUAGGUAGCACUAGAGUAAACAUGUAUCAGAUAAUAACAAAAGUUUCAACA
Messenger RNA from Daldinia decipiens, 2078 nucleotides. RefSeq lists its product as uncharacterized. Gene Ontology annotation, biological process: regulation of DNA-templated transcription. The record is from RefSeq and is a predicted model, not a curated record. Bases 87 to 2006 code for a protein of 639 amino acids. NCBI's taxonomy places the organism in Eukaryota, Fungi, Ascomycota, Sordariomycetes, Xylariales, Hypoxylaceae. The transcript is spliced from 3 exons. Gene Ontology annotation, molecular function: zinc ion binding; DNA-binding transcription factor activity, RNA polymerase II-specific.